AUGAAGGCCAGUGAUAAUCUCAUUGAGUCGCGAGAACAUGCGAGCCAAAUUAUCCCGCGAGGCUUGCUGCAGCGCAUCAAGUGACGAGUAUUUAACUGUGAGCUGUUGAGAUGAUUUCCUCAUAAUGCUGUUUUACCGUAUGUUGGCAGUGUCGUUUAUUUCGAAAUCACAUUCAAUCCAAGAUGGCGGAGCACCAGGAAGCAAUUAAGUGUGGUGCGUGGAGUCAAUCUCCCAAGAAGGCCGAUGCCAAAGUCCAGAAAUUCUGCGAUGAAGUCAAGACGGCUGUUGAGGAGAAGAUCAACUCUCCAGAACUGCGCAUGUUCAGAGCUCUAGAUUACAUCACGCAGGUAGUCGCUGGACAGAACUACCGCAUCAGGGUUCAGAUUAACAAUGUCGCCGUAAUCCGCAUCCAAGUGUUCCAGGCGCCCAUUCUAAGCGGCAAGAAGUCUCCGCCUCGACUGACUGAUGAAGCCAACGACGGACCUCUCAAUGGCGACAACUGGAAGCAAUAAUUUGUUCUACCAUAACACACUGGAUCACCUCUAAUGUCUCCAUUGCCUUCCAUAUACCAAUUUUAGUGAAAUAUUUAUACGAUCGUGUAAUGCAGGAAACCCUCGUUUUGUGAAGUCCUAUCGGGCUUACUUGACGAACAGUGCUCAGAAUUGUUGCAGAAUCCAUUUCGCGUACGAUAUCGA
Molecule: messenger RNA, 695 nt
Organism: Sycon ciliatum
Lineage: Eukaryota; Metazoa; Porifera; Calcarea; Leucosolenida; Sycettidae
Product: cystatin-B-like
Exons: 3
Coding region: 183-512 (109 amino acids)
Cellular component (GO): cytosol
Molecular function (GO): cysteine-type endopeptidase inhibitor activity
Source: RefSeq, a predicted model, not a curated record